AUGUUGAAAAAGUACUCUUCAAUAGCCUAGAUGCAGCAAGAUAGUGUCAAAUCUGAUAGGUAGUAUCCCGUUUUGAAUAAGAUUUCUGUUUGCAUAUCGUAACAAUGUCUUUGAUCUAACACAUUUUGUAGAUGAUCACCCUGGAGGAAGGUUCUCUCUCUAAACCUUCAAGGGCAAAGACUUAGAGAAUGUACCUUCAUUUAUUUUCAAUUCAGAUUCUAUUUAAUGCAUCCAUACACAGACACUAACCCUCAGUACUCUCCUCUCUUGAGCAAUAUAAAUGUGGUGUAAUUGAAACCAAAAAUCCUCAAGAUGCUAAACCUAAGCCUUAAGUUACUGCCACAACCAAAUCCAACACUCCUUAGAAGAAUGACCAAAUCUGCAAAACCCAAAUGUCGGACGACAAGACCAAUAGAUCAAAUAUCACCUCAAAAUCUAAAGUCAGUAUUUAAUAGUAGAGCAAUAUACUGUCAUCUGAUUCUAAUUAAAUAAAGAAAUCAAACUUAAAAUAAAAUUCAAAAACCAAAUCUAUCAAUAAGAAUGAAAAUAUUAUUGCAGAAUCAACUACAACUAUUAAAUCCGAUCGAAAUAUCUUAAAUCAAUAAAAGCUUUAAGAAACACAGCAAACCUAACUUGUAACGAGUUCACUUUCUUUAGCUUCUAAUCAAAAAAUUUCACUUCUAUCCCCACAAAUUAUUCAUGAAGAAGAUGAAUCCUAACCUUCUCCGCUAAAUAAUAAAGUAGAAAAAUUUGAAUGUGGAUUUAUUCCAGAAGACAUAGUGAAUUUAAAAGUUCCCAUUUUAAAUUACUAACUUACUGGAUAUCUUCGGUAGAAACAUACCCUAUAAAAUUGA
Paramecium octaurelia is the source of this 854-nucleotide messenger RNA. The record is from the annotation of a GenBank genome assembly. Lineage: Eukaryota; Ciliophora; Oligohymenophorea; Peniculida; Parameciidae.